CUCGUGCGACUGGGCGUUCAGUCGAAAAACAAAAAUUCGAACAAUUGUGCGAGUGCGUGGAAUUAUCGUCGUGAAAAAUGUUGUUUGCAUUGUUGCUGGGGCUCGCGAUCGGAGGAAUCUCUGAAGCCGCACCGGUUUUCUUGAUCGCCCAACCAGCGACACCUUACGCCCACCCUGGCGUUCUCAAUAAUGAUGCUCUGGAAGAUGCACUCCCGGAUGAACUGCGAAAUAAUUUCUACAAAAAUCCAGCUAUCGCCGCUGGUCUCGCCAGGGAAUCGUGGCUUACUCCCAAAGAAACACAAGUGAUUGAUCGUGAAGCCGACAAGAUACCACGUCACAAGAUCUUCGACGUUCUGCAUAACGCUGGCUUGGCAUAGAGGAAACAUUCGAUCUCACCGAAGCAGCAUCAUUUUCAUUAUUCAUUGAGCAUCGAGCUGACCCAUUAUCAAAUAAAUCAUAUUUGUUAUUUAUAUAUCGCGUGAUAUAGAGUCAUCGACUCAAUAUUUAUUGUACAUAUAAAAGAGUGAUAAAGAAGAAAAAAAAUGCAAAAGUUCCUUACCAUUUGCCUCCAA
Messenger RNA from Venturia canescens, 572 nucleotides. RefSeq lists its product as uncharacterized. The transcript is spliced from 2 exons. Lineage: Eukaryota; Metazoa; Arthropoda; Insecta; Hymenoptera; Ichneumonidae. The record is from RefSeq and is a predicted model, not a curated record. Bases 78 to 377 code for a protein of 99 amino acids.